GGGCCCCAUUUCCGGAGUGUGAACAGCUGACAGCUGACAGUUGUCCGGAUGAAGCUGGAGUGUCUUCACAGCUGCUAGAGGCACCAGCCUGGCCCACAAGAGUACACCCAGCCUUGACCGGACCCACCUUCUGCAGGCCCCAGGGUCAGAGCCUGCUGCUGACUCCAAGUCUCCCAGGCUUCCUGCAGCUGCUGUCAGCAUGGCUGAGCUCCCUGCCGACCUGGGAGACACAGACCUUGAGCAGAGGAUUCUGGAGGUGCUGAGGGAUGCUGGCUCCCCUGUGAAGACCGCUCAGCUGUUAAAGAAAUGCCAAGUGCCCAAGAAGAAGCUCAACCAGGUUCUCCACAAGAUGAAAGAGGAGUCUAAAGGAGUCACACUCGCAGGCCCUGCGACGUGGUGCUUGGGCGACAGCAGGACCAAAGAAGUGGUCCCCGCAGAGCGGGCGGAGAGGCCCCAGCAAGACGCAGUUGCAGUUCCGAAGAAGCCUGGCUCAGAGCUCAGUGGACAGCAGGAAGAGAUCUAUCAGUUUUUGGAAGCCCACGGGCCCCAUAAAGCCCUGAUGAUCGCCAAGGCCCUGGGGAUGAAGACAGCAAAGGAAGUCAACCCAGACUUGUAUGCGAUGAGGGACAAGCACCUCUUGGACUUUGACCAGAAAUCAAACUCUUGGACAAUUUAUCGAUCAGAAGGUUCUAGAAAUCAGUCCACCCCAGUUAUUUACCAGCACAAUCCAGUCAACAUGAUCUGUCAGAAGGGACCAAACAGCCACAUUUCCAUCCAGCACUGUGAAGAUAUCCAGAUUGGACACGGGAAUCUCCUAGUGAGACAAAUGGGCUCUGGGGAAAACGGCUCCACGGCUCCCUGCUGCCUCUCUCCAAUGGCUCCUGCUGAUCCCUCAACUCUGGAUUCCCUGGCUGGAUCCUGGGGGCCCCAGGACAUCCGGAUGGAGAAGUCUGUGCUCAGGCGAGUUCAGAUGGGACACGGCAAUGAGAUGAGACUUCACAGCAACCCAGCCAAGGGCUCUGCCCGCGGUGGCUGUGACAGUCCCCCAGCCUCUGUCCUGGGUACCAGCCCAGAAGCUUCCAUCGAAAUUCAAAUCCCUGAACCAGGACCUCAGUCUGAAGGGGUCACGUCCCAGAGAGUCCACAUUCGCUCCUGCUUCCUCGAGGACACCACCGUCGGCAACAGCAACAGGAUGAUGGCCCACCCAGGGGCAGCUGAUGUCAAGGGAGUCAAAAAGCCUAGGGAGCCCGGAGGGGACGUAGAGCCUCCCCACCGAGACGCACCAUUCAAAAGCGAGGUCCCUCCUGUUGGCAGUCAGGCCGACCCCGUCAGCACUGAGACGCUCAUCUCAGAAGAGCUGGCAGCUAUGACCCUUGAGAAGCAUGACUCUGAAAGCACAGAAGACACCUGCUGAGUGAUGGAACUGCAGAGCCCAUGUCCCCGGGGGGUGGGACUCAGAGCAAACAGCCUGCAGGCAGACUCACACAGAAAGAGUCUGGGGGCGGGUGAGCUCUCUGCUGCCAUAAAUGUCACUUUUUACCUUCUUGCUUCCGGACACAUGACCAGUGUGGGUCAGCAUUUGGGCUGGACCCGACGUGGGGUGAAGGCAGCAUCGCGGCAGUCCAAGUGCAGCUUGGAAUAGAAUUUCCAGACACAGAGUUCUGCAGAAAGUACUGUCUAUUAAGAAGAGACAGCAGAAAUAAAGUGGGCACUGCGAUCACAGUGGGCCGACAAGUCCCGACAGGCCUGGGCAGCUGCUGUCCCAGUGCCGUCCCCUCCCUGUGUUGUGGCCGGGUUUGUCCUGCCCUGGCUGGGGCUGCUGGCUCGAUGGCUGCUCUGCUUCCUGUCACCAGGCCCAGUUCUUCCAGCCACCCCUGCCCCUACCAUCCAUCCCCGCUGUGUGACCCCUCAGCCUGAUGAGCAGAGACUGCUCUGCUUGGGGCCACGAGGUGGGGGGCAGAAGGCACGACUGGCACCCACAGCGUGUGGACAGGAAGAGAAGCCAGGGGGCAGACACUAGGGUCUGGAAGCUGGACUUGGCCUGGACAGUGCUGGCUCCGCUCCCCACGGGGCCCCCUCUGGCUGCUGAGAUGUCUGCGAGCCGUGCUGGAGGGGGCAUCUGGGCAGGACAAAGCUGGAUGUCCAGCCGGGGAGGGCAGGGACAGGGUCCGAUCAUGCCUGAGGACUGGUGGUGGGGCGUGGGCUGGGCUGGGCUGGAGGCGCCCUGUGACACAUAGUGCUUUUCCCGUGUACUCUGUGUGUAUCUGGGCUGUGCCUGGGGUUUCACAGAUAAAGUCGUGUGGCAGCAGUAGGGAAAAAAAAAAUGGACUUGCCUGGACGGUGCUGGCUUCCCACCCCGUGGGGCCUCCUUCGGCUGCUGAGAAGGGUAGCCGUUCCCUUCUCCGGGGUAUCUUUCCAACCCAGGGAUCGAAUCCAGGUCUCCCACAUUGCAGGCAGAUUCUUUACCAGCUAAGCCACAAUGGAAGCCAAAGAAUAUUGCAGUGGGUAGCGUAUCCUCUCUCCAGAGGAUCUUCCUGACCCAGGAAUUGAACCGGGGUCUCCUGCAUUGCCAGCGGAUUCUUUACCAGCUGAGCCCUAUUGAGAACAAAGAGCAGAGAUAAAGUGGCCGCUGGCAGCAGGCCGACAACUCCCGACAGGCCAGGGAGAGCUGACAGUUUUUGUGGGUUAAUAGCCGAUUUUUAUAGCCUCAAGACAAAGAAAAUUCCUGCUGGAUGGUUUUCACCAGGUGAUUGCUUGGGAUACUAUAGGGUAUUUACUGCAGUGGGUAUUUUUGCCUAGCUGGUAGUCAGGAAAUUUGUUAAUGAUGAUCGGAGACUUUCCGCAAAGUUACAAAGGGACUCAGUCAGCUUCUGAGGUGACCUUGGUUCUGGGCCCCACUUCUGUGGCCUUGGGGGCAGGACUCAACAGACAGGGCCUCUGGUGGCCAGGAGCAGCCUGCCAGGGGGCGCCUUCCUGGGUCCACUGAACAUCAGAACCACCCACUCUGCUCUUCGUGUAAGACUUGACUUCCUCAAGGCCUAUCGUGGCCCCCUGAUGGUUUUACCAACUCACCUUUCUAGAACCUUCCCACCUUGACCUUGAAGGCUAGGGAUGGGUCAGUCCCUAAUGUUACCAGAAAAGGGUAAACUCCCAGAUCAUCGACUCAAUGGGCAUGAAUUUGGGUAAACUCCGGGAGAGAGUGAAGGACAGGGAAACCUGAUGUGCUGCAGUCCAUGGGGUUGCAAAGAGUCAGACACGACUGAGUGACUGAACAAGACAGAUGAGAACCUCAGAAGCCAGUUGCAUCUUCCCCAGCACCAGCCGGUGAACUCACUAGGCACAGAGGCCCUGUCUUUUCGCUCUUGAACUUCCAAUAGAUGCUAGACAGGCCCCCGCCUCCCACCACACUGACCGUUUCCUGCGUACCACACCCUUGGGCUGCAGAGACAGGAAGACCAAGCCCCUGCUCUUGGGGAGCAGUUCACAGUCAGCAGGAGAGGCAGCCCAGGCCUGGGCAGUGAGUCCUGAGCAGGAAUGACCAUGUAGAAUAAAGGGGGUGCAGAAGAGGGUCCCAGACACCAUCUGCAGGGCUAGGAGGCUUUGAAGGAGAUAGCUCUGGAACUCAUUCUUCAGCACCUGGCAGAAGGAGGGGGUUGGGAAGGGAAUGAUGUUCUAGGCAAGGGCUCAGCCUGAGCAAAGAUACGAUGCUCAGAACAAGACAACUUAGAGCAGCACAGCAGUGUGAGUGUUGCUGAAAAACCCAAUGCAAAGAAAACACAACUGGAAGAUCAGCUGGAGAGGAAUCUGGACUUGAUGCUGAGCUCUGGACAAGCACUGCUCCACCUGCACAAACAUUCAGAGAGAACAAGGAAGUUGGCUUCAUUACAAGGAAGGCAGGGUUUUGUCUGGUGAUCUGGGGCCCCCAAAUCAUUCCUGCCUGGGAUAACCAGUUUGCAAACAUGCCACCAGGAUGUCAGGGCCAUGAAAUCAGGUUUGGGGCCUUGCUUCUGGCAUUGUCUUCCCUCUGCAGUGAGCUAAAAACUAAGUGCUUGCCUCAAAGUUUGCCCGGCGUCUGUGGUUAACCAGGCCUGUAUCGGCGGGUGAUCAAAAUCAUCUCAGAGGUCAACCUCAGCUCCCACCUGCAGCCCAAGUCAGAGCACUCAAUUUUCCUGCAAGAUUUCACCUCUCUGUGUGAUUAAUUUGUCGUAAACACGCUGACAGAGCAUUGUUGGCAGUUAAUUGGGGCUGGAGGUGAAGGUCAAAGCUGGUCUCUUCAGGAACGAAAUUAACUAGCUACCAUUAAUGCAAAGAAUGAUUAAGUCCAUCUAUCCCCCAGCCUUUUGCUCUCACUAGCUCACCCAUCGCCCCAGCUUCUGCAAUGAUUCGUGUGCACACAGAACUUGAAGCCUCUGGAGUGGGAUAGGGUGGGGGUUGGGAUGGGGAAGGAAGAAUUUCCUACUUGAGUUAAAAGUGAUUUUCCAAAAUCACCAUGACCUGCUCACACACAAUUCUAUUUUCCUUCUUUGUAAAAAAAUGUUAUUAGUGUUGAUUUACAAUGUCGUUUUAGUUUCUGUUGUACAGCAAAGUGAAUCAGUUACACAUAAACACAUAUCCACUCUUUUUUAGAUUAUUUUCCAAUAUAGGCCAUUAAAAUAUAUUGAGCAGA
Molecule: messenger RNA, 4666 nt
Organism: Dama dama (fallow deer)
Lineage: Eukaryota; Metazoa; Chordata; Mammalia; Artiodactyla; Cervidae
Gene: ZBP1
Product: Z-DNA binding protein 1
Exons: 8
Coding region: 200-1414 (404 amino acids)
Biological process (GO): positive regulation of type I interferon-mediated signaling pathway
Cellular component (GO): nucleus
Molecular function (GO): double-stranded RNA adenosine deaminase activity; RNA binding; DNA binding
Source: RefSeq, a predicted model, not a curated record